Endocarpon pusillum Z07020 is the source of this 312-nucleotide messenger RNA. RefSeq lists its product as uncharacterized. NCBI's taxonomy places the organism in Eukaryota, Fungi, Ascomycota, Eurotiomycetes, Verrucariales, Verrucariaceae. The coding region runs from base 1 to 312 and encodes 103 amino acids. The transcript has a single exon. The record is from RefSeq and is a predicted model, not a curated record.
AUGGCCCCAUGGCUUAUUGCCAUCCUAAUUGAUCUAUUCCUCUACGUCUUCCGCCAGGUCUGGCAUUGGGUCCCCGUUUGGGGUGGCCGAGCACAAGGAAGAACUCGACCACGACCACCUAGCCUCAAGGACGCCCGCAGACGCACAUUGAGUCUCGCAGACAUCAUGGGAAGUGGGAGCCCGGGCCGGGUACGAGAAGAGGGCUUCAGGCGAAGACAUGGUCGGAACACCAGUGACAAGAGCAUGGACGGAGCUGUUGGUGAAGAUCCAGCUACACCAGAUGGAGGCAUACGCAGUGAGCCUGUGUCUUGA